AUGGAGAACAAAUAUAAUAUUGAUAACAAUAACAAAAACUUUUCUGAUAACAAUGGUCGGAAUGUCAAGCAAUCCCAAGUGAAUCAAUAUCGUAAGAAAAUAAAAAGAUGUGGGAUUUAUUUUGGUGUUGGUCAUGAUAAGAGGAACUGUCUUCAAGCAAUGAAUAAGACUGUGAAUAACAGUAUGAAAGAACAAUCUCAUGUUACACAUGAUUAUGUUUCUCCUGGUGGAUCAUCUUAUUGGAUUCCUGUUGUUUCAGACCACACCAAACCUAAAAUCAAUUCAAUUGUUGAUUCAUAUAGUGCAUCAUUAUCAAUGUAUUACAAUUACGCAUCAUUAGCAGGCUUUGAUGUCAGGCUUGGACCAAUUAGAACCACCGAAUCCGGCAUUAUCACACAACAACAUUUGUUAUGUAAUCGGGAAGGUAAACCAAGAACCGUUAAAGUGGAUACUUUAGACCCUCAACAUAAUAAGAUUCAAAGAAGGAAAAACUCAUUUAGUAAAGAUGCUGGAAAGAAAAAAAAUAUCCCAACUUUUUCUUUCGGGUUUAAAGUUGUUAAGAAAAAACUGAAUUCGAUUUUUUGGGCUGACGAAACCGCAAAGUACAACUACAACGCUUUUGGAGACGUUAACAUAUAUGAUAUGGUUUUCGUACCGUUCACUGGGACAGAUAAUCAUAAGAAAUGUGUGACUUUUGGUAUUGGACUUUUGAGUAGAGAAGAUGGUAGUUCUUAUUAUUGGCUGCUUAGAGCAUUUUUGAAAGCAUUCAAAAAACAACUUACGCUUGUUCUUGUAUAUCAAGAUCCAACUUUAAACAAGGUUGUUAAUGAAAUAACAUCGCAACUAGCCACAAACUCAGGUUUUCGAAAGUGUUUUCACUUUAUAAUUUGGAAUUCUAUGUUGGAACCCCAUGAUUUUGAAAAGGCAUGGAAAUCUUGUUUACAUGAGUUUAACAUUUCAAAUAACAAGUGGAUGCAAGAGAUGUAUGGGUUGCGUAGACGUUGGGUACCUGCAUUUUUCAAGGACAUACCGAUGUCUGGUCUUAUGAGAACUACAUCAUUGUCGAAAGGCCAAAAUUGGUCAUUUCAGAACAACACCCUUACUGCUCCUUAUCUUUUAAUGUUUAUGAUGACAUUUGAGGGUGUUAUGGAACGUCAAAGGUGUAAUCAAUUUGUCAACGACUUUAACACUGCUACAACACUUCCUAGAUUCAUCACAUAUAGUCCAAUUGAACCACAUGCUUCAAAGGUCUACACUCAUAAAAAAAUUUAUCAGGUGCAGAAAGAGAUUUCAGAUUCUGAUAAUACUUGUUUCCAAAUGAGUGUUACUUCUAAUAAUGGUGUUAACACUAUUAUUGUAUUGGAGAAUCAAAAGAACAUAACCACAAGGCAACCAUCAAGUCAUGUUGUUGAUGACAAACUUGAGGAAUACCAUUGCGAUUGUCUUACAGAGGAUACCUAA
Messenger RNA from Lactuca sativa (garden lettuce), 1461 nucleotides. Its product is annotated as protein FAR1-RELATED SEQUENCE 9. The record is from RefSeq and is a predicted model, not a curated record. Lineage: Eukaryota; Viridiplantae; Streptophyta; Magnoliopsida; Asterales; Asteraceae.